GUGAGUGGUGAUGUAAAUGGGCGGGAGAGAGGUGUCGGUUUCCAAAUUCAUAUAAAUUAUAAUUAAAAAGAGCAUUUGAAAAUCACACACUUUUACUUCAUUCCUCUUUUAUUUAAUCCAUUGAAUACUCCCAAUCUUCUCUGCAAAUAAUCUAAGAAAUGGUGAGGCUAUGUGAUUUGCCAAAGGAAAUCAUUGAGAAAAUCAUGUUGGGGGCACCUGCAGAUUCUGUGUUUCAGUUUAAAUUUGCUAACAAGUUUUGGUAUUCCCUUAUCUCGGAUUUCAUCAAUAACCCCGAAUUUGUUUCCAAGCACCUUCUCAUUGCCAAAAACCAUUCCUCUACAUCCUUACUUUUCAAUUCGCGUUCCCCCCAUGCCGAUCAACGCUUGAUCACAUUCCCAUUGUUGAGUAUAAACCAUGAUGAUGGUAAGAACAAUCGUUUUAUAACAUCCACAGAAGCUGUAAGUGUACCACUGAUAAUUAGCAAACCACCAAUUAGAAACUAUGAUAAUUAUGAUUUUUAUGAUUCUGAUUUUGGUUAUGAUGAUCAUUUAAUAACAUCAUCGCUUAUUAGCAAACCAUUUUCGGCUAUAAGCUAUGAUGAUUAUGAUGACUAUUAUGAUUAUGAUGAUCAUUUUAUGACAUCCCCAGAAGCUUUUAGUGUACCACCUAGAACCUAUGAUGAUGAUGAUGAUGAUUAUUCUGAUUUUGAUGAGGAUUUUAUAUCCCGAGAAGCAAGGUACAAGGAUAUGAGUCAAUGGAGUGAGGUUUGUAGCUGUGAUGGGCUCAUUUUGCUAGUGAAUAAGCUUGGGACAAUGAUGUUAUGUAAUCCUGCUUUGAAAGAACACACGAUUCUCCCAAAACCGAAGAAUGCCAAGAUUAAAUCACCUUCUCCCGGUAUAGGAUUUGGACUCGAUCCUGUAACCAACGAGUACAAAUGUGUUGCCAUUUGGUGCCAUUAUGAAGGAUUAAAAGUUGAGGUAUACACAUUGGGUUCUGAUUCUUGGAGAGAGAUUAACAUGCCUGAAGACAAAAUGGAUGACAUAAUAGAUGAUAUGAUGUUUGAUGAAGAAUUAUAUAAUGGUUUAUGUUGCAGAGGUGUUUAUUACUGGCUGGUAAAGAAUCCAUCCUCCGGUCAGGAUGAUAAUAUGAUCUUCAGUUUCAAUUUGAGUAAUGAGGAACUCCAACUCUUACAUGUGCCAGAUCUUGAAACUUUGGGCAUUGACCGUCGUUAUUGGCUCCACCUCUCUGUCUGGAAUGAUUCAGUAAUGAUGUGUUUGACAACUCGAAGCUUAAUCAUUCAUAUCUUCAGGAUGGAUGAAGUUGAAGACGGUUCUUGGACCAAAUAUGCCGUCAAGGUUGGACCAAUGCACAAUCAUCAAAAUGUGUUACCUUAUUGGAAGAAUGAUGAGAUUCUAAUGAGUAUCUGGAAGAGAGAUGAUAUGCCUAAUGUGAAAUUGGUGUAUUACAACAUUUUUACCCAAGAGAUGAGAGAUGUUUGUGAUAUGGAUAGGAGCAUAUUAGAUAGUCCAGUUUGUUCUUAUGUAAAAAGUCUUGUUUCUAUUAGGAGGUGAAGCUUGUUUGGUUAUGGUCCUGUUAGGUGUUACUACCUUAUGAUUGCUCUUAAACAUAUGUGUAUGUUGUUUUGGAAAGUGAUCUCAAUGUAAUGUUUUGUGUUUGUGGAAUGAUUCAGUUUCUUUUUUUUUGGCCAUUUACUCUGUUUCAUAUGAUAAAGUUGAGAAAAAGGAUGUUCUCUUUCAUGGUUAA
Messenger RNA from Cannabis sativa, 1764 nucleotides. RefSeq lists its product as uncharacterized. Gene Ontology annotation, molecular function: protein binding. NCBI's taxonomy places the organism in Eukaryota, Viridiplantae, Streptophyta, Magnoliopsida, Rosales, Cannabaceae. The transcript has 2 exons. The coding region runs from base 159 to 1571 and encodes 470 amino acids. The record is from RefSeq and is a predicted model, not a curated record.